AUGUUACAAAAAGGGCUUUCAUUUGGGAUUUUGGGUCUCGCUUGGCUUGUUACCUGCUUUGCCACCAACUCAAACUCACUCCAGCAUGGCUCAGACCAGCUUGUCUUUACCUCUGGAGCUUUCAGUGACGCGCACAGCGACGUGGUGAUCACUCCAGACUUCUCGACAUACGUCGAAGAGCUUUUGAAGAAAGAGGGAGUGCCGGGUUAUGCAUUGGGCGUCAUUCACGCCGGGAGGAGCGAGUACGGAAUGUUCGGAAACCGGACGGAGGAUGGAGAGCCAGUCGAUGUCGACACACUCUUUGACCUUGCAUCGUGCUCCAAGGCAUUUCUCGCUGCGUCGAUGGGAAUUCUGAUGGACGACUACGCCCACAAUCGCAAUAGCACUCCUCUUCCUACCGACCUUGCGACAUUCGACUGGGACACAAAGGUUAAAGACUUGCUUCCAAAUGAAUGGAACCUCAUGGAAAAGUGGGCAAACGAGAAAGCCAGUGUGAAGGAUAUGUUAUCGCAUAUGAGUGGAAUGCCCAGACUUGUUUUGACGAAAGGGUCUGGUGCUUUCAGGCAUGAUCUUUCAUACGGACGCAAUGAUACAUUAGACGAUAUAGUCACAAACCUGCAACAUCUAAGGCCGGCUUUUGAGCUACGAGAGAGAUGGUCAUAUAACAAUCAAAUGUACAUGGUUGGUGCAUAUAUUGUCACCAAGUACACCAACGACUCCUACACAACCUUCGCUUCUAAUCGAAUAUUCAAACCGCUGAACAUGACAUCGACAACAUUCUCUCCCAACAAAGCCUUUGCGUCGGGAAAGCUUACGCAGAUGUGGACAGGCUUUGGCCGGCGAAUCCCAUUCUGGUUCACGGAAGAGAAUGUAGAGCUCAACGCUGGGGCGGGUGGCGUUAUUUCAAGUGUUGCAGACCUCGAUAAAUGGGUCCGCACCAUGCUCAAUGCCGGCGUGAAUCCCUCCACUAACGCAACUGUCAUACCUCAUGCCGCGUUUGAUGCGGUGACCACUGCGCACGCAGUCAGCGUUGGUAAGAGUCCGUCUCCCGAUGAGUCCAUUGAAGGCUAUGGGAUGGGAUGGUUCAGGCAGUCAUAUCUCGGUCGUGAGGUGAUUUCCCAUGAUGGAUCGAUCCCAGGCAUCUCGACGCGUAUCGCCUUCCUACCGUCCGACGGGCUUGGCAUUAUCACACUUGCUAACGCUGAUAACAAAGCGAAAGUCAAUGGAGAGGUGGUCAAAAAGGCCAUCCGGGAGGCUCUUGGUCUACAUGGUAAAAAGUCCAUGAAUAAGAGCCAGGCGGCGUCUUCGACCAAGCACGGAAAUCAUGUCCGCUCGCAGAACAACCCGUCUACUGCGCUGUCGCUUCCAAUUGCGAACUAUCCGGGUACAUACACCAGCAAAGGAUACGGCACAUUCACACUUUGCGAUGCCUCGGCGUCGGGAAAGAUAUCAUCUUACUGCGCGCAAGUGCUUUCGGAUUUUAAUGCUGUCGACUCUGUCACCACAACGCCGCGCAAUACAUCUCAUCAGCUCUUUGCCGCGUGGUCGCGUCUUUGGAGCUCGCACAUCCGCCUCGUACAUUCCGGCGGGGAUCGAUUCAAUAUCAGUCCCACUUCAUUGUUUCCAGACGGCUAUGGUAGAAAUAGAAGUGCUUUUGAGAAGACUGAACCAUUCAACAGCGCAAUGGCGGAGUUUGUUGUUAAAGAUGGUGGCGUCGUUGGGUUUGGAUGGGUUGGGACUGUUGAUGAUACCCCGAUAACGAAAAGGCAGAGACAAGGCGGAGGCGUGCAGAGUGAAGCUGAUGUUUGGUUUGAUAAGAUUUAA
Messenger RNA from Heterobasidion irregulare TC 32-1, 1824 nucleotides. Its product is annotated as Metallo peptidase M56. The record is from RefSeq and is a predicted model, not a curated record. Bases 1 to 1824 code for a protein of 607 amino acids. The transcript has 7 exons. Lineage: Eukaryota; Fungi; Basidiomycota; Agaricomycetes; Russulales; Bondarzewiaceae.